Molecule: messenger RNA, 1145 nt
Organism: Syzygium oleosum
Lineage: Eukaryota; Viridiplantae; Streptophyta; Magnoliopsida; Myrtales; Myrtaceae
Product: glycine-rich protein A3
Exons: 3
Coding region: 239-841 (200 amino acids)
Source: RefSeq, a predicted model, not a curated record
UUAUUAUUUAUUUUAUAUUUGGUUAUCUUUUCUUGGCCUUGGCUUGCGCUUCCUUCUCUCCUCCUCCUCCUCCUCUGGCGCUCUCGUUCGUCCGAUCGGAGCAGCAACGCGCGACGCCACUCAUCUCCCCGACCACUACACUGCGGUGUGGUGGCUCUUGACUCGAUAUUGCUUGUGUUGGGCCGGCCUACUCGUUACUUUCUCGGCAUCCUACAGCAUUAUUUAUCGUUGAGUAAACAUGGAUGGAAAAGACGGGCGCGGUAACGAGUCCGCUGACAAAGGUCUUUUCUCGGGCCUUGCUGGGUACGCCGCGGGGCAAUACAUGCACCACGGGUCAUAUCCUCAGCAUGGAUAUCCUCCUCAGGGAUAUCCUCCGCAGGGGUAUCCUCCGCAGGGGUAUCCUCCGCAGGGGUAUCCCCUUCAGGGGUAUCCACCAGCUGGGUAUCCUCCACCGGGUGGAUAUCCGCCCGCCGGUUAUCCUCCUCCGCCUGCCGGUUAUCCUCCUCCGCCUGCAGGUUAUCCACCAGCUUAUCCACCACCUGGGGGAUAUCCACCAGCUGCUUAUCCCGGUCCUUCAGCUCCUCCAGUUCCAUAUCAUUCAGGGCAUGGUCCUGGUCCUGGUAUGGGAGCAAUGGUAGCUGGGGGCCUUGCUGCUGCGGCCGCUGGUUACGGGGCACACCACAUGGUUCAUGGUUCUCAUCAUCUCGGACAUGGGGCUUUCUACGGCCAUGGUCAUGGAAAGUUUAAGCAUGGAAAGUUCAAGCACGGGAAGUUUGGAAAGCGCUGGAAACAUGGCAUGUUUGGAAAGCACAAGGGCAAGUUUUUCAAAAGAUGGAAGUGAAUCAUCACAUCUGUCCUGCUGGGGGACUGUUGUUGGCUUUCGACUGUUCCUUGUAUGACCGAGUGGUACUACUAAGAUUGAUUGUGUUAAUAGGUGGACCUACGUUUAAGUACUGAAAAUGCUUCCUGUGCUAUGUAUCUAUGAUUGGUUGCUCUCUUUAAGAAAUUGGGUCGAGUCUUCUAACAAUGUCAAUUUGCUUACUGAUUUAAGAUUCUUUUGAAUCACUGUUUGCUCAGCUCUUUGUAUGAUGAAGUUCAAGAGCUUUGCUCUGCAUAUUGAAAACAAUGGAAGAUGCUUUGGCUGA